AUGUCGGAUAAAGGCCUAGCACGUAACCUUUUUCUGGUUCGUCCUCCGUCGGGUGGUAAUCCAUCCUCUUUGCCUGAUCCUAGUGGCCUUCUACGUAUCCCUCUCAUAGGUGGUUCUGUACCAGGAGCCAUGUCAUCACUUUUGCCUGAUCCUAGUGGCCUUCCACGCAUCCCUCUCACAGGUGGUUCUGUGCUAGGAGCCAGGUCAUCACUUUUGCCUGAUCCUAGUGGCCUUCCACGCAUCUCUCUUAUAGGUGGUUUUGUACCAGGAGUCGGGUCAUCACCUUUGCCUGAUCCUAGUGGCCUUCCACGUAUCCCUCUUACAAGUGGUUAUGUACCAGGAUCCGGGUCAUCACCUUUUCCUGAUCUUAGUGGCCUUCGACGCAGUAAUGGAAAUUUCGGGUUGUCACACAGUGGUUUUGUAUCGGGAGCCAGGUUAUCGCUUUGUCCCGAUCCUGAUCUUAGUGGCCUUCAGCACAACCUUUUUUUGGUUGGUUCAACAUCGAGAGCCAGGUCAUCGCCCGAUCCUAAUGGCAUUCUACACAUCCCUUUGUCGGGUGGCCUUUCACGCACUUCAAUUAGGAUGGAAAGGUUGGGAUUCUCAGGGAAUAGUAGCAUGGGUGACAUAAAUACCUACAUGGGCUUGACUGAUGCUAUAGAAGAUACAGGGGUGGUACAAAAUGGUGGGAAUGGUAUUGCAUAUGGUUAUGAGAUGACAGGCAACAAUGAAGAUACCGCUAGUGAUUUUUUCUAUAAUGGGCCUGAGCAUGAACAUGAGCCUGAGUAUGGGCAUUAG
Lactuca saligna is the source of this 795-nucleotide messenger RNA. Lineage: Eukaryota; Viridiplantae; Streptophyta; Magnoliopsida; Asterales; Asteraceae. The record is from the annotation of a GenBank genome assembly.